Molecule: messenger RNA, 633 nt
Organism: Alternaria postmessia
Lineage: Eukaryota; Fungi; Ascomycota; Dothideomycetes; Pleosporales; Pleosporaceae
Exons: 1
Coding region: 1-633 (210 amino acids)
Source: RefSeq, a predicted model, not a curated record
AUGGCCAACACUACUACCACAACAAUUGAGCCAUUCAGUCUCUCUGCUCCCCCAGGAACUGACAUCUGGCGCAAGCCUCCGACUCAUAACGCGUUCAAUGCAUCAACCUACCCAGCUCAGCUUCCGACCUACGACCUGAAGACAUUCCAGCGAGCGAAGCUUGCCUUUGAGCUCCCGCCCGCCGACCAGCUUCGCCAGUACGACCAAGCUGGUCUCUUACUGCAUGUUACCAAGCCAGGAGUUCCUGACAACGAGACCAAGUGGAUCAAGACUGGUAUCGAGUUCUACUAUGGAAAGCCAUACGUAGCGACCGUGGGUUGCGAUGCUUGGGCCGACUGGUCGCUCGUUCCUAUGCCCGAGUUCAAGAACAGUAGUAGGCCUGGAGCUACCAUUGAGGCGAGGAGGGAAAGAGAUGACCUUGGAAAGAGUCUUUGGAUUUACUGGAUUGUCAAAGAUGAGACUGGCAAGGAGGUCGAGAGACGCCCAUUGAGAGAGGUUACCUGGGUAUUUGCGGAAGAGGAAGGCUGGAGUGUGGGUGUUGCGGGAUACGUGUGCCGGCCAACCAAGGACGGUGGAGAGGAAUUGCUUGAGGCAGAGUUCAAGGAGGGCGUGGAGAUUGAGAUAAUCAACUGA